Messenger RNA from Myripristis murdjan (pinecone soldierfish), 4530 nucleotides. RefSeq names its product multidrug resistance-associated protein 1-like. The record is from RefSeq and is a predicted model, not a curated record. Lineage: Eukaryota; Metazoa; Chordata; Actinopteri; Holocentriformes; Holocentridae. Gene Ontology annotation, cellular component: membrane. Gene Ontology annotation, molecular function: ATP hydrolysis activity; ABC-type transporter activity; ATP binding. The transcript is spliced from 30 exons. The coding region runs from base 1 to 4530 and encodes 1509 amino acids. Gene Ontology annotation, biological process: transmembrane transport.
AUGGAUGAUCUGUGCAGCCUGAGUGGCCUGGACCCACUCUGGGACUGGAACCUAACCUGGUACACUCCACACCCGGACCUGACCCAGUGUUUCCAGCACACAGUACUAGUGUGGUUCCCAUGUAUCUACCUCUGGGCUUGUGCUCCUCUCUACCUGCUCUACCUGUGGUUCAGAGACCAUGGAUGCAUCUCACUAUCAAGCCUCUGCUGUGUGAAGACACUCCUUGGUCUGUGUCUUGCAUCCUUUAGUAUGCUGGAGAUUUUCUACCUCCUGGUUAAAAAGAAUGAGGAGAUCCAGAAGCACAUGGUCUUCCUGCUCAGCCCUGUCAUACGAAGCCUCUCCAUGGUCCUGGCAGUCUGUAUUAUCCAGUUGGAAAGGAUGAAGGGAUGUCGUUCAUCUGUCCUGCUCUUCAUCUUCUGGACUCUAGCUGUGGUCUGCUCCAUUGUUCCUUUCAGGGCUAACGUCCAAGAGAUUAUUGCUGAGGGGUUUACAGCAGACGCUAUGCGUUUUGUUGCUUUCUUCAUCUACUUUUCGAUGCUGCUGACCCAACUCAUCCUCAGCUGCUUCUCUGACCGCCGACCAAUCACUGCCAAGCACACCUAUGUCCAGAACUCCUGUCCCGAAGAGGAUGCCUCUUUUCUCUCCAAGUUUUUCUUCUGGUGGUUCAGCGGCUUGGUGAUGCAGGGCUACAGAUGCCCCCUGCAAGUGGCGGACUUAUGGACUCUGAGGGAAAAAGACUCCUCACACCAGAUCAUCUCAGAUUUAGAGAAGGAAUGGGCUCAGCAGUGUGCAAAACUACAACAGAAGGAGGAUGGGGAUAUGUCUUGGUCUAGCAGGCCAACCAGGCUGACGGAGCAGACACACCUGCUGAGGAAGCUGAAGAGGGAACAGAGCUCUAGCUUCUACCUCCUCCGUACCCUUUGGCGAAGCUUCGGACUUUAUUUUCUCUGUGGCACGUUCUACCUGCUCAUCCAUGAUGCCUUUAUGUUUGCCAUACCACAGGUGCUUAGUCUGCUGCUGGGCUUCAUGCGAGACAAGGACGCUGAUUUGUGGAAGGGUUACUUCUAUGCAUUACUCAUGUUUCUGCUGGCCAGCCUUCAGUCCCUUUUCAACCACCAGUACAUGUACUGCUGCUUCACUGUGGGCAUGAGGGUCAAAAGCGCUGUCAUGGGCCUGGUCUACAGGAAGUGCCUUGUGAUCAGCAGUGCAGCACGACGCCAGUGCACAGUGGGAGAAAUCGUCAACCUGGUGUCGGCCGACACCCAGAAACUCAUGGACUCUGUGGUUUACAUCAACGCUGUGUGGGUGGCACCAAUAGAGAUCUCCCUCUGUCUUUACUUCCUCUGGCAGCGUCUUGGCCCAUCUGCUUUGCCUGGCAUUGCUACCGUCAUCCUCAUCUUCCCUCUCAAUGGCUUCAUUGCUAAAAUGAGGAGCAAACUGCAGGAGGUCCAAUUGAAGUUAAUGGAUGGUCGGAUCAAGCUUAUGAAUGAGAUUCUGAAUGGUAUCAAGAUCCUCAAGUUCUAUGCCUGGGAGGUGGCCUUCCUGAAUCGGGUAGAGGACCUGAGAGGGAGAGAGCUGAAUGCACUGAAGAAAUCCCAGAUCCUCUACUCCAUAUCCCUGGCAUCUUUCAACUCUUCCUCCUUCCUGAUUGCUUUUGCCAUGUUUGGUGUCUAUGUGCUGAUUGAUGACAAGAACAUUCUGGAUGCUCAGAAAGUCUUUGUCUCGAUGGCCCUAAUCAACAUAUUGAAGACGCCACUGAGUCAGCUUCCUUUUGCCAUGAGCACCACCAUGCAGGCCAUGGUGUCCCUCAAACGUCUUGGAAAGUUCCUCUGCCAGGAUGAACUCAAGCCAGAGAACGUGGAGCGAAUCCCUUACAGCACUGAUGGGGAUGCGGUUGUGAUAGAGGGGGGAACGUUUUCCUGGUCCAAGGACGGGCCACCAUGCUUGCGAAGGAUCAAUGUGACGGUGAAGAAGGGUUCCUUGGUGGCUGUGGUUGGCCAUGUUGGCUCAGGGAAGUCUUCUCUACUGUCUGCCAUGUUGGGAGAAACAGAGAGGAAGAAUGGCCACAUAACAAUCGAGGGUUCGGUGGCUUAUGUUCCGCAGCAGGCCUGGAUUCAGAAUGCCACCCUGAAAGACAACAUUGUGUUUGGCCAGGAGAGGAAGGAGAGCUGGUACAUGCGUGUGGUGGAGGCCUGUGCCCUCCUGCCAGACCUGGAAAUCCUUCCUGCGGGAGACAGCACAGAGAUUGGGGAGAAGGGUUUGAACUUGUCUGGUGGGCAAAAGCAAAGGGUGAGCCUGGCCAGGGCAGUCUAUAGGAAUGCUGAUGUCUACCUGCUGGAUGACCCACUAUCUGCUGUUGAUGCUCAUGUGGGACAGCAUAUAUUUGACAGGGUCAUUGGACCCAAAGGGCUUCUCAAAGACAAGACUCGUGUGUUGGUGACUCACGGGCUGAGCUAUCUGCCUCAAGCUGACCUGAUCCUAGUGAUGGUGGAGGGUGAGAUCACAGAGAUGGGCUCAUACCUGGAACUGAUGAAAAGGAAAGGAACGUUUGCUGACUUCAUUAACAUCUUUGCUGGCACCAAGCGUGAAGAGAGCUCAACUCACAGGGAUAAGAGCACAAGGAAGUCUGCAUCUCGUCUCAGUAUGACUGAUUUCUCCAUUGACCUUUCACAGGAACAACUGAUCAGUUGUGACAUGAGCAGUGCCAGUGUCCAGACUAUGGAAGCCAUCUCAGGCUGCAGUCAGGAGUCAGCAGCUGAGGAUGUUGGGAAACUGACUGAGGCUGACAAGGCUCACACAGGGAGGGUUAAGUUGGAGAUAUACAAGGAAUAUUUCAAGACUGUUGGCCUGGCUCUCAUCAUCCCUAUAGUCCUCCUCUAUGCCUUCCAGCAGUCUGCCUCCCUGGCCUACAACUACUGGCUGAGCCUCUGGGCUGACGAGCCUGUGGUGAACGGCACCCAGAUGAACACUGACCUAAAACUGGGGGUAUUUGGAGCACUGGGAUUUGCUCAAGGUUUUGCUAUGUUUGGUACAACACUGGCCAUCUCCCUGGGGGGUAUCAUAGCCUCCCGCCACCUCCAUGAGGAUCUGAUCAACAAUGUCCUUCACUCAACCAUGUCCUUCUUUGAGUGCACGCCCAGCGGAAACCUCCUGAACCGCUUCUCCAAGGAGAUUGAUGCCAUCGACUGCAUGAUCCCUGAUGGUAUAAAGAUGAUGCUGGGCUACCUGUUUAAACUGCUGGAGGUCUGCAUCAUCGUCCUCAUGGCCACGCCAUUUGCAGGGGUGGUGUUGCUACCGCUUACCUGUCUAUAUGCUUUCAUACAGAGUUUCUACGUGGCCACAUCGUGUCAGCUCCGUCGCCUGGAGGCGGUGAGCCGCUCGCCCAUAUACAGUCAUUUGAACGAGACAGUGCAGGGGGCCAGCGUCAUCCGCGCCUUCAGAGAGCAGAAUCGCUUCAUACUGCAGGCUAACAGACGCAUCGACGACAACCAGACUGCCUACUUCCCACGCUUCGUAGCCACCAGAUGGCUGGCGGUGAAUCUUGAGUUCCUGGGGAACCUCCUGGUCCUGGCAGCAGCCAUCCUGUCGGUGAAAGGCCGGGACUACCUUAGCCCAGGCAUCGUGGGGCUUGCAGUGUCCCACUCCCUCCAGGUGACAGGCAUACUGAGCUGGAUUGUUCGUGCCUGGACUGACGUGGAAAACAACAUUGUGUCGGUGGAGAGAGUCAAAGAGUAUGCCAACACACCCAAAGAGGCACCCUGGACUGCUGAGGGCAGUUUGCUGCCCGCGGCCUGGCCCACAACAGGCACCAUAGAAACCGAGGACUAUGGUCUUCAGUAUCGUAAGGGUCUGGACUGGGCUUUAAAAGACAUCUCCAUCAGCAUCAAGGAGAGAGAAAAGGUGGGCAUAGUUGGAAGGACAGGAGCCGGGAAAUCGUCCCUGACGCUUGGGCUUUUCCGAAUCAUUGAAGCAGCUGAAGGCCGCAUCCUCAUUGAUGGAGUAGACAUCGCUAAGUUGGGCCUGCAUGAACUCCGCUCCAGAAUCACCAUCAUACCACAGGACCCAGUGGUGUUUUCAGGCUCUCUGAGGAUGAACUUGGAUCCCUUCGACAGCUACUCUGAUGAGGAGGUUUGGAGGGCUCUGGAACUGGCCCACCUCAAGAGCUUUGUGUCCGGCCUGCCAGACAAGCUCAACCACAGAUGUUGUGAAGAAGGAGAGAACCUCAGUCUGGGUCAGCGCCAGCUGCUGUGCCUGGCCAGAGCUCUGCUGAGGAAGACAAAGAUCCUGGUUCUGGAUGAAGCCACAGCAGCUGUGGACCUGGAGACAGACAACCUGAUUCAGUCCACCAUCCGCACUCAGUUUGAGGACUGCACCGUCCUGACUAUUGCUCAUCGCCUUAACACCAUCAUGGACUACACAAGGGUGAUUGUGAUGGACAGAGGUAAUAUAACAGAGAUGGACUCACCCUCCAACCUCAUUUCCCAGCGAGGUCAGUUCUUUCGAAUGUGCCAGGAGGCGGGGCUGGCCUGA